This is a messenger RNA of Ficedula albicollis (Collared flycatcher), 4036 nucleotides long. It is a transcript of the gene ERBB2, whose product is annotated as erb-b2 receptor tyrosine kinase 2. Gene Ontology annotation, cellular component: basal plasma membrane; signaling receptor complex. Gene Ontology annotation, biological process: cell surface receptor protein tyrosine kinase signaling pathway; positive regulation of MAPK cascade; neuron differentiation. Lineage: Eukaryota; Metazoa; Chordata; Aves; Passeriformes; Muscicapidae. Bases 34 to 3654 code for a protein of 1206 amino acids. The transcript has 27 exons. The record is from RefSeq and is a predicted model, not a curated record. Gene Ontology annotation, molecular function: transmembrane receptor protein tyrosine kinase activity; ATP binding.
CCCGCUGUCCCCACAGUCUGCACCGGCACCGACAUGAAGCUGCUGCGUCCCUCCAGCCCCGAGAGCCACUACGAGACCCUGCGGCACCUCUACCAGGGCUGCCAGGUGGUCCAGGGCAACCUGGAGCUCACCUACCUGUCCGCCGACGCCGACACCUCCUUCCUCAAGGACAUCAAGGAGGUGCAGGGCUACGUGCUGAUCGCGGAGAACCAAGUGAGCGGGCUGGAGCUGCAGAGCCUGCGCAUCAUCCGCGGCACGCAGCUCUUCCAGGAGCGCUACGCCUUGGCCGUGGUGGGCAACGCCGGCCCCGCCGGGGCUCCAGGGCUGCGCCAGCUCGGCAUGAAGCACCUCACAGAGAUCCUGAAGGGAGGAGUGCUCAUCGAGAGGAACCCCGAGCUUUGCUUCCAGGAGACCAUCAUGUGGAGCGACAUCUUCCACCGGCACAACGAGUUCCGUGGCGAGGUCCAGGUGGAGACGGCCCGCACCCGCAGCUGUCCCGACUGCCGGGCAUUCUGUCCUGAGGGGCACUGCUGGGGCGAGAGCAAAUGGUACUGCCAGACAUUGACCAACAGCAUCUGCCACGGUUGCCCACGCUGCAAGGGCACAAAGCCCACGGACUGUUGCCACGAGCAGUGCGCCGCCGGCUGCACCGGCCCCAAGCACUCCGACUGCCUGGCGUGCCUGAACUUCAACCGGAGCGGGAUCUGUGAGCUGCACUGCCCCCCGCUCGUCGUCUACAACUCUGACACCUUCGAGUCGAUGCCCAACCCUGACGGGCGCUACACCUUUGGUGCCAGCUGUGUCAGCCAGUGUCCCUACAACUACCUCGCCACGGAGGUGGGGUCCUGCACCCUGGUGUGCCCCCAGAACAGCCAGGAGGUCACGGUCAACAAUGUCCAGAAGUGUGAGAAGUGCAGCAAACCGUGCCCUGAGGAGUGCUACGGGCUGGGAGUGGAUUUCCUGAAGGGCGUCCGUGCUGUGAACGCCUCUAACAUCCAGCACUUCUCUGGCUGCACCAAGAUUUUUGGGAGCCUGGCCUUCCUGCCUGAGACCUUCGCUGGGGACCCCAGCACCAACACCCCGCCCCUGGACCCCAAACUGCUGCGGAUCUUCGAGAGCCUGGAGGAGCUGACGGGCUUCCUCUACAUCGCUGCCUGGCCGCCGGACAUGAAGGACCUGGGGGUCUUCCAAAACCUGCGGGUGAUCCGGGGCCGAGUGCUGCACAAUGGCGCCUACUCGCUGACACUGCGGGAGCUGGGGGUGCAGGCGCUGGGGCUCCGGGCCCUGCAGGAGAUCAGCAGUGGCAUGGUGCUCGUGCACCACAACCCCCAGCUCUGCUUCCUCCAGAAGGUGCCCUGGCACAGCAUCUUCCGCAACCCCCGCCAGCGCCUCUUCCAGACCCACAACAAACCCCCUGAGCAGUGCGAGAGCGAGGGGCUGGUUUGCUUCCACCUCUGUGCCCAGGGGCACUGCUGGGGCCCCGGCCCCACCCAGUGCGUGGCUUGCGAGCGGUUCCUGCGCGGCCAGGAGUGCGUGGCCUCCUGCAACCUCCUGGAUGGAGCCAUCCGGGAACACGCCAACGGGACGCGGUGCCUGCCGUGCCACCCUGAGUGCCAGCCCCAGAACGGCACCGAGACCUGCUUUGGAUCGGAUGCAGACCAGUGCGUGGCCUGUGCCCAUUACAAGGACGCCCAGCAGUGUGUGCGGCGCUGCCCCAGCGGCGUCAAGGCCGACGCUUCCUUUGUGCCCGUCUGGAAAUACCCCGAUGAAUUCGGCGUGUGCCAGCUCUGCCCCACCAACUGCACCCACUCGUGCACGAUCCGGGAUGAGGACGGAUGCCCCGUGGACCAGAAGCCAAGCCAGGUGACGUCCAUCAUCGCUGGUGUGGUGGGAGCUCUGCUGGUCAUCGUCCUGCUCCUCAUCACCGUCAUCUGCGUCAAGCGCCGGCGGCAGCAGGAGCGCAAGCACACGAUGCGGCGGCUGCUGCAGGAAACCGAGCUGGUGGAGCCACUGACGCCCAGCGGGGCCCUCCCCAACCAAGCCCAGAUAAGAAUCCUCAAGGAGACAGAGCUCAAGAAAGUGAAAGUUUUGGGUUCUGGUGCUUUUGGCACCGUUUAUAAGGGCAUCUGGAUCCCCGAUGGAGAGAGCGUGAAGAUCCCGGUGGCCAUCAAAGUCUUGCGGGAGAACACAUCGCCCAAAGCCAACAAGGAGAUCCUGGAUGAGGCUUAUGUGAUGGCAGGGGUGGGCAGCCCCUACGUGUCCCGGCUGCUGGGCAUCUGCCUGACGUCCACGGUGCAGCUGGUGACGCAGCUGAUGCCCUACGGCUGCCUCCUGGACUACGUGCGGGAGAACAAGGACCACAUCGGCUCCCAGGACCUGCUCAACUGGUGUGUGCAGAUCGCCAAGGGGAUGAGUUACCUGGAGGAGGUGAGACUGGUGCACCGGGACUUGGCUGCUCGCAACGUCCUUGUCAAGAGCCCCAACCACGUCAAGAUCACCGACUUUGGGCUGGCCCGGCUGCUGGACAUAGACGAGACCGAGUACCACGCUGAUGGUGGCAAGGUCCCCAUCAAGUGGAUGGCGCUGGAGUCCAUCCUCCGCCGGCGCUUCACGCACCAGAGCGACGUCUGGAGUUACGGGGUCACUGUGUGGGAGCUGAUGACGUUUGGGGCAAAGCCGUACGACGGGAUCCCUGCCCGGGAGAUCCCAGACCUGCUGGAGAAGGGAGAGCGGCUGGGGGGGGGGGGGGGGGGGGGGGGGGGGGGGCGGCUGCCGCAGCCGCCCAUCUGCACCAUCGACGUCUACAUGAUCAUGGUGAAAUGCUGGAUGAUCGACUCCGAGUGCCGGCCCAAGUUCCGGGAGCUGGUCACCGAGUUCUCCCGCAUGGCUCGUGACCCCCAGCGCUUCGUGGUCAUCCAGAAUGACCUGGUGGGGCUGCCUGGCUCCAUGGACAGCACCUUCUACCGGGCACUGCUGGAUGAGGAGGACAUGGACGACCUGGUGGAUGCUGAGGAGUACCUGGUGCCUCACCACGGCUUCUUCAGCACCGACACCUCCACCACCUACCGCAGCCGCAUCUCCUCCAUGCGGAGCACAGCAGAGUCUCCAGCCAAGGUGGAAGAGGGCGAGGGCUUGGCCUCCUUCCCCUUCCCCGCCCAGGGCCUGGCAGAGGGAGCGGAGGGCCCUGUCCCAGAGGUGCCAGAUGGGGACAAGGUGGCCCUGCAUGGGGAGCCCGGGACUCUGCCCCGGUACAGCGAGGAUCCCACCGGGCUGGUGGCCAAGGACGGGGAGGAUCCUGAUGGUUUCACAGUGCCAGCCCCCCACAGCACCAUGCCAGAGUACGUGAACCAGGCUGAGGAGCCUUCACCCCACACUCCCCCAUCCCCGCUGGACAAGCCCAAGGGGCACCAAGGGAAGAACGGGCUCAUCAAGGACCCCAAGAACUCCUUCUCCUUCGGCCACGCCGUGGAGAACCCCGAGUACCUGGCACCCCACGGCCCCCCUGGGCCCUUCAGCCAGGCCUUUGACAACCCCUACUACUGGAACCAGGACUCCACCAAGGCUGGUGGCCCCGAUGGUGGCCCUGGCACGACGCCCACAGCCGAGAACCCCGAGUACCUGGGCCUGGCCGGCCCCGACGCCACAGCCGUGUAGGAGAGACCCCCCAACUUCACCAAGGCAGCUCAGGGAGGUAUGAGCCACGAGGGAUGGCUGGGGGUCCAUCCCCUCUGCCCAGGGGUGGCACUGGCCACACAGGAUGCUGUGGGACAGAGCAGCAGCAGCAGCAAAGACUGAGGACAGAGAGGGGUCACCACAAGCUGGGUGGUGCCUGGAGCAGCCCAGGGAGCUCAGACCCAGCACAGCCUGGAGAAGGACAGACCCUCUGCCAUCCCCCCAUUCCAGGGCUGUCCCAGUGCCUGGGACACGUGGACUUGCACUGAGGGCAGCUGGACUGAGAGCAGUCCCGGCUGCUCUGGGAUUCUUUGGAAGCACCGGGAUGUAUAUUUGAUAAUUGUACAUUGGUUGUUUUUUCUAC